This is a messenger RNA of Somion occarium, 634 nucleotides long. NCBI's taxonomy places the organism in Eukaryota, Fungi, Basidiomycota, Agaricomycetes, Polyporales, Cerrenaceae. The record is from the annotation of a GenBank genome assembly.
AAGUCGGUCGAAUGGAAAGUUCUAGGCCAGUGCAGGUCGCCGGCGUCAUGCACCAUGGAGUAAACUCGACAUCCGAGGGCACUCGGCAAGCUUAUGCUAUAAACCAUGCAGGCGAGUCCAAGAAACUUCGAGCAGUCCGAUCGCCAGGCCUCAUUCGAUGGGCUGGAAACCUCCUUUCAUUCAAAGUGGCUCAAAGCCUACGAAAGGCAACAGCCUUGAUCAGAGGACGCAUCCAACUCAGCGCUUCUCGAGAGGUGAACCCAAAUUCGAAGCCGUUUAGCCAUCUGACGCAUGUUAUGAUGGAGCAAAGAGGAAGUAGUAUCGAUUUGCGAUACUUCUGCGUUCUUAAAGUUGCACCCAUCAGGAGACAGGUCAUCUGUGUCUUCCCAUUUCUGAUUUGGACCCUACACAUCAUGCAGUGGAGCCGUUCGGGGUCAACAGAGUUUAUUUUGAAGAUACCUAUAAACCUCAAUAACGCUCAAAUCGAAUUCAUCUUCCUCUUCACCACGCUGUCAUUCAACUUGACCAGUUGUUCAUCGAAGUACACUCCGAGUCGUGCCAUCGCGUCGAGCCCUCUUCUAAAAUGAUUGGCUACAUUGGACGAAAAUGCGAAACUCACUGGACUGAAGAGACU